AUGCCUGCUGCAGUGACUCAAAGUGCUUCCAUGAGCAUGCUAGAGACAGAACCCACUAACACAGAUUUCCAACAGGAAGGAGAAAUUGAUAAAGAGAUGCAAGGAAAAUAUCUCAGAAUGAUCUCUGCUGUGACUCCUGUAAAGCUAUACUGCUGCUAUGUAUUGAACAUGGGUCUCACUGUGGCUGUAAUUACACUUGUAGCUUUGUCAGUAGGAAAAGGAAAACUGGUCACUGAGUGCCCUGGACCUUGCUCUCCCACCUGCCCAACAGACUGGAUUGGAUUUGGAAGUCAAUGUUUUCAUUUUUCUGAACACACAAAUAACUGGACAUCCAGCCAGACCUCCUGCAUGGCACUAGCGGCCCAUCUAGCUCUAUUUCGCAGUCUGGAUGAGUUGAAUUUCCUGAAGAGAUACAAUGGUGAUUCUGACUUCUGGAUCGGCCUGUACAGAGAGUCACCAGAGCACCCUUGGAUGUGGACAAACAACACUGAAUAUAACAACUUGGUUCCUAUCCGAGGAGGAGGAGAAUGUGCCUACCUGAGUGACAGCGGAAUCAGCAGUGGCAGGGGCUACACACGUAGGAAAUGGAUUUGUAGCAAGCCUAAAGCUACUCUUUAA
This is a messenger RNA of Microtus oregoni (creeping vole), 618 nucleotides long. RefSeq names its product C-type lectin domain family 2 member H-like. The transcript has 5 exons. Gene Ontology annotation, cellular component: external side of plasma membrane. The record is from RefSeq and is a predicted model, not a curated record. Bases 1 to 618 code for a protein of 205 amino acids. NCBI's taxonomy places the organism in Eukaryota, Metazoa, Chordata, Mammalia, Rodentia, Cricetidae.